AUGCUGAUCCUAACUAUAUUGGCUGCGUCUUUGCUGAGAUGUUUCUCCCAACCAGAUUCUGCCGGAACCAAGUUCAUCUUCGGUUACAUUCGAGAUGCUGAUCGAGUUAUUUCCAACCAGUUGCUAUCAGUUACAGUGCUAAACGCAAACUCAUUCGAUUGCCUUGUUUCCAUACAGUAUAGAGAAGACUAUGACGAGACUAAGAAUCCGUUGGUCACAAAAAAUUUCAAUGUACCGGCGGCCAAUAUGAUUGAGAUUCCUAUACCAUCCUGGUAUGGUUGGCUGUACGACUCUGGAGGUAUGCAAAAUGACAAGGGUCCUUGGCAACUGAUCUCUGCCAAUUCUUCA
This is a messenger RNA of Cylicostephanus goldi, 348 nucleotides long. The record is from the annotation of a GenBank genome assembly. Lineage: Eukaryota; Metazoa; Nematoda; Chromadorea; Rhabditida; Strongylidae.